AUGUCUAAUUCAAUCGUCGUGCCUAUCCCAUCUUCAGAGUCACCGCGCAAGAAGACUCGCAAAGAUUACUACUCGCGAGAUGUGGACUUCAACGAGCUCGCCAAGCACGACGACGACUUCGCAGCAAUAUCAAAAGCCGCCAAACGAGAUGGCUGGAUAGACUUUCACGACCCAAAGGUCGUUCAACAGCUCACGAAGAGUCUACUCAAGUACGAUUUUGGCCUCUCCUUGACCCUCCCGGAUGACCGACUUUGCCCGCCGAUUCCAGUUCGAUGGAACUACGUCCGCUGGCUGCAAGACCUACUCGACACAACUUCAGCCUCCUUCUCCGACAUUCACGAUCCUGAACGCGAAGUUCUAGGUCUGGAUAUUGGAGUCGGUGCAUCAUGCAUCUACGGACUCUUGGCAUGCGCGAGUCGAUCAAACUGGCGAAUGGCAGGCACAGAUAUCGAUGCUCACUCUUUGGAUCAUGCGAAACGAAAUUUCGAAGCAAACGAUUUGCAAGAUCGAAUUCGUCUCAAGAAGAUGAAGGCGGAGGAGGAUCUCAUUCCGAUCGAUUCCAUGGGCGUGGAAGAAAUGGACUUCGUCAUGACCAACCCGCCAUUUUAUUCCUCAGAAAAGGAUUUCUUGGCUUCGUAUAAUGAUUCUGGUCGCAAGGCUACAGAUGAUAAGCCGCCUUCGGCAGUCUGCGUAGGAGCGCAGAAUGAGAUGAUCUGUGAAGCUGGAGAUGUUGGGUUCGUUACUCGCAUUCUGGAGCAGUCACUGGUACUACGGGAACGCGUGCAGUGGUACACCGCCAUGCUCUCGCAUAUGCACUCUGUACAACAGAUCGUGGCGAAGCUGAAGGAGAAGGGUAUCACGAACUUUGCGACCACCUCGUUACAUCCUGGCAACAAAACGAAAAGAUAUGCUCUGGCUUGGAGCUUCAGAGAUCGUCGACCUAGGAACGAUGUUGCCAGACACGGAGAGUUGAUCAUGGAUGUAUUGCCAGCAAGUACGGCGAAGACAAUUCACCUCCCUCUUCACAGCACGCGGUCUUUGGGCAAGAAGCUGGACGAGGCCUUGAGCGCAUUGGACGGUAUUCAAUGGGAGUGGCGACCAUUGCUGGACGCUGGCAUCGUGCAGUGCAAGGCGAAUGUGUGGAGUCGAGCAGCAAGGAGGCAGAAGAUGUUCGCUGAUCGAGCAAAACCGGCAGCCGAGAGUGCCAAAGAUAAAGAGAGCAGUAGUGAUGAAGAGGACGAGGUAGCCUUGGCGGUUAAGAUCACCUGCAAGAACGAGGAAGCAGAGGUACGAUGGCUGAGAGGGAACGACCAUGUCCUCUAUGAGAGCUUUUGUGGUAUGCUGUCGCGUGCUCUGAAGAAGUAG
Molecule: messenger RNA, 1365 nt
Organism: Cercospora beticola
Lineage: Eukaryota; Fungi; Ascomycota; Dothideomycetes; Mycosphaerellales; Mycosphaerellaceae
Biological process (GO): rRNA base methylation
Cellular component (GO): nucleus
Molecular function (GO): 23S rRNA (adenine(1618)-N(6))-methyltransferase activity
Source: RefSeq, a predicted model, not a curated record